CCAUUCACCAUAUCUGCCAUUUUCUGUCAGAGAGAACAGAACUAGUAAGAGUUAUGUUAGCUGAGGCUCGGGGUCCGGAACAGCUGGGUUCUCGAGCGAGAUGGGAGCCUACCAGUGCUGGGAGGAAGAACGAAGCGCAGUUUCUGCAACAUCCUACCCAGCAGGAUACUGGGAUUAUCCAACAACAGCUGGCUGGAAAUCAUCACCGAAAAGUCUCUAGCCAAAAAAGCUGCUUCUUAGGCCUAGAGGUGAAGACAGAGCUUAUCUGGGAGGACUGGUGCCUGCAGAAAGAGUUUACCAAGACAGUAGUCUUAAAGAAUAUACACAGCAAGCUGCAAAAGCUACAUGUCAGACCUCCUGUGUCCAAGUUUUUCACCACCUUGAUACCCCAGACCAUUUUCCUCAGCCCAGGGACAUCUUUCUCAGUGCCAGUCACCUUUAAACCACUCCAGAGGUGUGAGUAUGAAGACUGCCUUGAGUUUUAUUGUAAUGAUGGCAGCUUCCGAGUACACCUCCGUGCCACCAUUCCCUGUCCUGCCCUGGAGGUGCCCGACUCUGUGCUGCUGCCGCUCUCUGCUGUUCGAAACUCUGCACAUACCACCUUCCUGCUCAGGAAUGUUAGCAAACUCCAGACAUACUUCCAGUGGGAGUGUGCUGCACCAUUCCACCUGAGCCCUGAACAAGGCAUGAUGAAGCCAGGCCAGGAGUGUCAGAUCACUGUAGUUUUCCAACCACAAGAGGCACAAGUGUACCAACAACAGGCUUACUGCAGGUUUGGAGAAGAAGAGGAUCAGACAGAAAGCUGUUGCAUUGUGAUCCUCCAAGGACUAGCAAAGUAUCCAUAUCUUCAGCUGAGAACUCCAGAUAACACUGAUGACAAAGAUCAGGGUGGUCCAAAACUGCCCUUUGGAUCCGUGGCAAUCGGCCGAAGUUUGCAGAAAAUCUUUGAAAUUUUCAACCCCUCCCCUGUCCAUGCAUCUUUCCAUCUUUCACUGCUGUCCGAUGACGUGCCUUUGUUAGGGUCAGAAUUCAGCUAUGAUCAGAUGAGUGGGGAGCUUUCACCUGGUGGAUCAUGUCAGGUCACAGUCACCUAUACUCCUACUAUGGCUGAUGUUGUCUCUGUUGAGUACUUAGCUCUCAAAUGUGAUGGAGCACUCUGUGAAACUUUACUGAAACUCACUGGAAACUCCAAAGGUCCUGAAGUGUCCUUGUCCUCUUCUGUGUUGGACUUUGGCUGUGUUGAGGAAGGAGAAAAAGUUGUACUGACACUGGAACUUUUUAAUUCUUCACCUACUGAGGCAAUCUACCAAUGGGACCUUGACUGUAGUGGGCACAGUGUGUUCAGCAUCCAACCAGCAUGCGGCACUGUCCUCCCACACAGCUAUCUCACCCUGAAGGCAGCUUAUAAGCCCACACAGCCUUUUGCACACCACAGAAGAGUUGCAUGUCUCAUAUUGCACAAGGAACCUGUGUUUCUUGACCUGAUUGGAACUUGUCACUCAGAGCUUCAGAAACCUGCUGUGCUAAAACCUGAACACUUGGUCCUGUACAAGCUCAACUGGAACCGCAGACAGGACCAAACUGACCCUUUUAGUGCCAUUCAGCAAGAUGACAACGUGCACUUGGGCCAAGAAGGAGUGCUCAGCCCCCUGAAUGAUCAGUCACAUCAGAGACCAGACAGUGAUGGUGUUUUGUCAAGAACUCCCAUGGAUGAAUAUUUCCUGUCCUGUUUUGGGGGUGUGGAUCCCGUCUCUUCCAGUUCUUCUUUAAAACCUCCCCACGUAUCUGUGGUGCCCACUAAGCUGUUGUUUAAUCACAAAGUAUCAUCCUCUUUUAGUACUUCAUAUACCUCCUCUCAGUCAGUGUCCAUCACCAACCACACCAGAGGGAAACUCAGUCUGGUGUGGACGCUGGCCCAAGACUCUCCAUUCUCCGUCUCCCCCUCCUUAUGUGACCUGGCUCCUCUAAAAUCCACUUCAUUUAGAGUGAAUUUUGACCCUAAGCUUCUCUAUACUCUGCAUGAAGCACAACUAGAGUGCUUUGCAUACAACAAGGAAAGUCAUUACUUGGAGGGACAACUGCUGUGCCCACCCUGGUCAGUGACUGUCAGAGUCAUAGGCCACUCCUUUCAGCCAGGCACCCAGCAUUUCAUCCCAUGUUGCUCACUGAAGCCCCCUAGAGUGAUAUUCCCAGCCCUGAAUGUUCUCUCCUAUCGGACAGUGCUUCUCCAGAACAGUGGAGACCUGCCCCUCACUUUCUCUAUGGACCGUAGCUCAGACCCUGGUUGGACAGAAUCUGUAUCAAUAGUUCCCAGUUGCGGAUUGAUCCAGCCUUGGAAUCACCAAAUCCUCACCCUCAGGGCAACUCCAACAGAAGACAGCCCCAGACAAGGAUUCAGUUUACAUCUACAGCUUAAUGCAUCAAAUCACACAAAGGAAUUGGCAGUUUCUAGUGUGGUAGAAAAGCCGUGUGUGUCUUUGGAAGGAGAUGGCUCUUUAUAUUUUCAGCCGACAGCAGUGGGCUCAAGGACUCAGCGCUCUCACCACAUCAGAAAUCUCAGCUGCCUUCCUCUACAAUUCAAAUGGAGCAUUCCAGAGCAGGACCAGGAGCUUCUCUCUGUUGAACCAGAUGCUGGUGAACUGCAGCCCAAUGAAAGCUUGGUUCAGAUCUGGUCCUUCAGCCCACUGGAAGAGAAAGCAUACACUCUCAAACCUGCUCUCACCUUCUGGCCGAUCCAGACACCUGGAUCAAACAAAUCUCAUCUGGACCUUAAAGUGGUGGGAGUGGGCGCUAAAGGCUUCAUAAAGGCAGAGAAAGACGUUCUGGAUGUUGGAGAGAUUCUGGUUGGAGGAUAUCGCUCAUUUGAGGUUCCUCUAGUGAACAGAAGCCCCUGCCCUGUUUCUUUUUGUCUCUCAGUACAGCAGACUCUUCUGGAUGAGGAACCUAUCCAUGACCCCCAGUCUGUGCCAAAAGCCCUGAAACUGGACUGUGAGAGGGGGACGAUUGCCUCAAACUCAACAAUGCUUCUUCAGUUUACCGUCAGACCACACAGACGAGCCCAGUACCAGUGGAUCAUCAGCUACCAGACACUGAAUGCCAGUGGAAAUGUUUUGUGCCCUCCACAAGCAGUAUGUGAAGUGCUAGCCAAGGGUGUAUACCCCACUCUGCAGGUGACUGAUGUGUCCAGCAGUGGCAGUGCAGCGAGACUCAGGAAGGUGCACCUGUGGAAACUUUUCUCACUGGACAGCCUCAAUGAGCAUCUGAUUUCCAACCCCUCAGCUGCAGAAGUCACCUACAAAACCCCCACCAGGCACAGUUUUCGCCCCUCUCCUUCCACCUUUACCACAACAAUGUUGGAUUUCAAUUUCAGUGCUGCCCCCCUGGAUUCAGACCCCUCGACUUUUAUGCUAAUGUUUUAUAACCCGGGAUCCCUCCCUGUAGAAUGGGCAUUCUUGUUCCCAGAGGAUCAACAGAUAGAUAUAGAGUACUGGGCUGAGACAGGAGAGUUCAGCAGCACUGACCUAUACCAGAUGAAGGUUAAAGAGAACCGUCUAUUCAGUGUUUCUCCCCGCUCUGGAUCUCUGCUUCCUGGCCAGCAGAGGGCAGUGUGCUUCAGCUAUAGCCAUGUCUUCACUGGAAUUGAUCGGUUUCCUGUCGUGUUCAAAAUUUCAUACGGCAGAGAAAUCUUGUUGAACUUUCAGGGGGUGACAGUGGAACCAGACAUCCCAUAUCUCCAUUUUGUCUCCAAGCGUCAUGUCUUUGAUUCUGUAACAAUCGGGGACUGUAAUCCUCCGAGGCAGGGGUAUGAAUUACACAAUGGCGGUGCAGUAUCAGUCUGUUAUAAGGUGGACAGCUCUCAGUUAUCUCAGCUACAGGUGGACAACUUUAACCAUCCAGUGCUGUCCUGCCUAAAUCCAGAGGGUGAAAUCCCCCCUGGAGAGACAACCAUGCUGGACUGGAUAUUCUCUCCAUUAGAGGCUAAGACAUACCAUAUGGAUAUUCAGAUUCAUGUCCAACAUGGAGACUCCACACUGGUGACGUUUGAGGGAUGUGGGUUAAAUUCACCUUCAAUGUGCCCCACAAAACAAUUUAACUGCAGUGAUUGUAGAAUAUCUGAAUCCUGUGUUCAGAGGCUGCCUUCCCCAGAACAGGUGGUGUUCCUACCUGAGGACAGCGUCUCUCUGGGUGACAUUCCUGUGUGCUCAAGAUCCUCAAAAGUCCUCUACCUGACCAAUGUCUCUCACACAGACACCGCCCACUACACAUGGGACAUCCAGCGAAGCAACCAGCAGGUCGUAAUGAUAGAUCCAGAGCGAGGCAUUCUGCAUCCACAGGAGACUGCCCUUUGUUUUCUUACCUUUACUUCUUCUGACUACCCCGCUGAUUAUCAGCUUGAUGUCAUGUGUCAGGUUACUAGGGAAGCAGAACUAACUCAGUAUGAAGAUGCUUUGCAGCACUGGGAGGAAGAAAAAGAGAGACAGCAAGUUGAAUUCACCAUCACAGACAAAAACUGUGCAGAAAGCCAAAAAGUAUUGAUAGAUGAGGAACCUGAACCAGCACCAGUAAGAAAAGCACCACUAUUCAGGAAAUACAAGACUCUUCCUCCUAUUAGUCCCAGGACAAGUUACGAAGCAGUGGGAACUAUUUGUACCAAGAUAACAAGAGCUGAACGACGGGCACAACGAGAAAAAAACAAAAUAUGGAGGCGCCCUAAACCCCCCCAACCAGCUCUGCUGCAUCUGGGCAUCACAGCACACUCACAUGGGCUUCAGGACUACAUCACACACUUCCCUGAUCAAUUCAAUGAGCAUUACAGAUGCCACCAGUUGAUCCUACCUCAGACACCUGGAACAUCCUCUGCAAGCACAUCUUCCCCUCCUUUGCUGCCUUCAAUGACACACAGCCUGGUAAUGGACAUUUCCAUGCAAGUCCUCAACUCUGUACUCAGGGACAUUCUUGAUGAUUCAGCCUUCACAAAGUCCCUGCUAACCAUGGUAUCCAGGCCCGUUACAUACCUGAAGCUUCAAGAAACUUGCCAACCCCCUUCUUCUCCAUCUCAGACUGUAUCCCAGCCUCAGACAAAGGUUGUGCAAAAAGAACAGUACAACCUGGUGGACAGUCAGGAGACUGCAAGAGGAUUAGAAAAAAAGCCUGAAAUAGACAAUGCACUGCACAUGUCCCAUGUGUCUGCUGACGUAAGUGAAGGAGUUCUGCUGGACACCCUCCAGACCCUGAUGGUGGAAGCGGUCCGAGGAGAGCUCAUCCUUACAGUACAUCCACGAAAUGCUACCCUGCCACCUGUUUCUCCCAGGAACAUGACUUCAAAAGCAACGGUUGAAGAGGAGAGAGAAAACAGAAAAGAGCCAACAGAAACUUCCAGCAGGCCGCAUUCUCAGUGUCUUUUAUUUCCUGUAAAUCGAUCACCAGUCUGAGUCAUGAUGUGAAGCAGUUUAUUGUACAUCUUAACACAUCAAAUAAAAGCAUUAAAACUAAAUGUACAUUUCAUUUUGAGUUAAGACAUCUGUUCAAGUGAAUGAAGUAACACUUUUUACAAACCCUAAAGAAAAUUAGGCAAAAGUCAUACAGUGCAUUCAGAAAGUGUUCAGACCCCCUUCACUUUUGCAACAAAAUCCAAAUCAAUGCCAAGUGGGUUUUCAUACAUUUUUCACUGAGGUAUCUGCCAUAAGCCAAGGUUGCUGGAGCUCUGCAGUGAUGGUUGUCCUUCUAGAACUAUAUCCCAUCUCAACACAGGAUCUCUGGAGUUCAGUCAGAGUGACCAUCUGGUUCUUGGUCACUUUUCUUACUUUUUGCUCCUGAUCCCUCAGAUUUG
Molecule: messenger RNA, 5830 nt
Organism: Cheilinus undulatus (humphead wrasse)
Lineage: Eukaryota; Metazoa; Chordata; Actinopteri; Labriformes; Labridae
Gene: cfap65
Product: cilia and flagella associated protein 65
Exons: 35
Coding region: 54-5432 (1792 amino acids)
Source: RefSeq, a predicted model, not a curated record